GAUUUUUCAUAUUCAAAAUGGCGCAAGGUCGGUCAAAUCACUCACGCGAAUAUCGGGAGUUACACUUCCGUGUCAUUCCUAUAUUCUUAUUCCGUUUAAUGAUAAAUAUAUCAUAUCAGUAGAAAAACUAACAUGGUAGCCGUCAUUAAAAAGAUAUCGAUAGCGAGAAGUUUUUAAAAACAUUGUUGUUGAAAGAGAAGGAAAAAGAUUGUGAGUGCGUCACAUAUUGUCAGAAAUAACAAAGAAAAUAUUGAGUAAAGACCCCAUACCUAGAAGACAGGGAAAGUAUGAAACCAUAACCUGUCUCCACCUGUUUUUCGAACUCUUCGAGGCAGCGAUUUUUUUUAUACGAAAUCUAACCAUGUCGGAUAAAACCGUUAUUAAGGGCAACCCGUCCGAAUAUGUAAAGUUAAAUGUGGGCGGUUGUCUUUAUUACACUACAAUUGGUACUUUAACUAAACAUGAUACAAUGCUUAGAGCUAUGUUUAGUGGAAGAAUGGAAGUUUUAACCGAUUCAGAUGGAUGGAUAUUAAUUGAUAGAUCAGGAAAACAUUUUGGAACAAUUUUAAAUUUUUUAAGAGAUGGAACUGUAACAUUACCAGAAACUAGUAAAGAGCUUGCAGAAUUACUAGCCGAAGCAAAAUAUUAUUGCAUAGCUGAAUUAUCAGAGCCGUGUAAUCAAGCUUUACAAAAACGAAAAGAACGCGAAGCAGAACCAAUAUGCAAAGUUCCAUUAAUAACAUCCCAAAAAGAAGAGGAAAUGUUAAUAAGUUCAACCACAAAACCUGCAAUUAAACUUUUAAUAAACAGGCACAAUAAUAAAUAUUCUUAUACUAGCACAUCUGAUGAUAAUCUUUUAAAAAACAUUGAGUUAUUCGAUAAAUUAUCUUUGUGGUAUAGCAAAAGGGUACUUUUCAUAAAAGAUGUUAUUAGUACGAGCGAAAUUUGUUGUUGGGUGUUUUAUGGACAUGGAAAAAAAAUGUCUGAGGUUUGUUGCACAUCUAUUGUUUAUGCAACAGAUAAAAAGCACACAAAAGUUGAGUGUCCAGAAGCGAGAAUUUUUGAAGAAACACUUAAUAUCUUAUUGUAUGAAAGUAGAAGCCCCCCCGAUCAAGAAUUGAUGCAAGCUAUGGCUAGAGGGGCUGUCUCGGUGAUGUCGUCUUAUACAAGUGAUGAAGAAGAAGAGAGGUCUGUAGAAAGAAUGCGGACUAAUAAAAAUAGUCAAACUUAAAUAUAUUGAGGUAAAAUUAUAUGGGUGUGUUAAAUGUAUAGAAAUAUUAAUAAUAAA
Onthophagus taurus is the source of this 1288-nucleotide messenger RNA. Its product is annotated as BTB/POZ domain-containing adapter for CUL3-mediated RhoA degradation protein 3. Gene Ontology annotation, molecular function: protein binding. Gene Ontology annotation, biological process: protein homooligomerization. NCBI's taxonomy places the organism in Eukaryota, Metazoa, Arthropoda, Insecta, Coleoptera, Scarabaeidae. The record is from RefSeq and is a predicted model, not a curated record.